Messenger RNA from Phanerochaete carnosa HHB-10118-sp, 393 nucleotides. RefSeq lists its product as uncharacterized. The transcript is spliced from 2 exons. The record is from RefSeq and is a predicted model, not a curated record. Bases 1 to 393 code for a protein of 130 amino acids. NCBI's taxonomy places the organism in Eukaryota, Fungi, Basidiomycota, Agaricomycetes, Polyporales, Phanerochaetaceae.
AUGUCUUCCACCCUUGCCACCAUUUUUGAACGUGUCCCCAUCUCCACCCUCACUGUCUCCACCUUGCAGAUCUGCAUUCAAAGCUCUUCCAGUCCCCUCCCUGACAUUCAGUACACCUACAAUGCUGAUGUCUCGGAAGGCAAAUUCUAUCACACCCCUGAAAUUGCCCAAUCCCAAGAAAUCAAGCAAAAAUACCGCGAAACCACCUACCUCCAGCGAAUCACCGAGAUCCACAACAACUACAGCGCUGUCGAACUCCUCACGCAACUUGCCGAGGAACAGGACAAUGCCAUAAAAAUAUUUGCAAGGACUGUCACGAGCUUCCAUGCUCUCAAUGAACAUUUCACAGACACUCAUCGCAACGCUGCAGACCUGGUCCAUAUCAACAAUUAA